AUGAAUGUCGUGUUCAAUGAGAUUCGAGAUCGGUUGGAUAGGCAUGAGGAUCGGCUCGAACAACUUCAGCAAGAGCCAUUACCUAGGCAUCGGAGACUCGACCAGCGGCCACAUUUUGCUCCAAAUGUCCCAGAUGAUGACUAUGAUGAUGGGGCGAGCAAUAAAGUGGUCUCCAAUGCUACUUGGAGGAGGGCUAGGGCUAUCAGACCCGAAAGGCCAAGGCAUGUUCAAAGGCAACACCAAGAAAGGGAAGUCGUAGAUCAUAACAUGGGCACCAUCAAGCUGUCCAUUCCUCCAUUUCAAGGUAAAAAUGACCCUGAUGUGUAUAUUGAAUGGGAGAGGAAAGUUGAGCUGGUAUUCGAUUGUCACAAUUACUCGGAGGAGAAGAAGGUGAAGCAUGCUGCGGUGGCUUUUACCGACUAUGUCAUUAUAUGGUGGGAUCAAUUGACCCUUAGUAGACGUCGAAACCGUGAGCUUCCCAUCGAUAAUUGGGAGGAUAUGAAAGGGUCUAUGACUGUGGAAGACUACCACAAGGAGAUGGAGAUAGCCUUGAUUCGGGCUAACAUUGAGGAGGACCGAGAGGCGACCAUGGCUCGGUUCAUUUGUGGCCUGAACUGUGAGAUUGCCAAUAUUGUUGAGAUGCAUCAUUAUGUGGAGCUUGACGAUGUGGUACACAUGGCAAUGAAAGUUGAAAGACAACUCAAGAAAGGAGUGCGAUCAUCUUCCAAGUAUGAGGCUGCGAGUUCAUCCCCUUGGAAGCAGAAGUGGGGAUCAUCAAAACCAACUGAGAAAGCAGUUUCAAAAUCAAAGGGACAGACGAAUGUGGCCAAGACACAACCUAGCAACAAAGAUAGGGGAUCAGGUCAUAUUGCUUCUCAAUGCCCAAACAAGCGAUCAAUGAUCAUAUUGGAUAAUGGGGAGAUCGAAACUGAAGAGGAAGAUGAAGGAAAUGAGUUCACUCCAUCAGUUGAAGAUACUAGUGAUGUUGAGCUUGUUGUUGAUGGCCAAGCUCUUGUUGUGCUAAGAGAUCUCCAUAUGCAAGCCAAAGAAGAUGAUGACGGGCUGCAAAGGGAGAAUAUCUUCUACACCCGCUGCCAUGUGAAAGAUCGGGUAUGCGAUUUGAUUAUUGAUGGUGGCAGCUGUGUUAAUGUGGCAAGCAAGUUAAUGGUGGACAAGCUUGGUCUACCUACCUUGAAGCAUCCAAAGCCAUAUAAACUCCAAUGGCUCAAUGACAGUGGAGAAAUGAAAGUAACCAAGAAGGUCCUUAUUUCAUUUACGAUUGGAAGGUACACGGAUGAGGUUCUGUGUGAUGUUGUACCCAUGAAAGCUAGCCAUUUGCUUCUUGGAAGACCGUGGCAAUUUGACAGACGAACCACACAUGAUGGGUAUAAGAACCGCUACAGCUUCAGCAAGGAUGGUAGGAACAUUACACUUGCACCUUUGACACCUCGUCAAGUAUUUGAGGAACAACUCCAGAUAAAAAAGUCCGUUGCAGUAAGAGGAAAAGAUAGGGUUGUUUUCCUUAGAUUUGUUGUUAGUUCCAGAGGUGUGGAAGUUGAUGAGGAGAAGGUGAAAGCUAUCAGAGAAUGGCCUACCCCUAGCACCAUCACUGAAGUAAGGAGUUUUCAUGGUUUAGUCGGGUUCUAUAGGAGGUUUGUGCCAAAUUUCAACACCAUCGCUGCCCCUUUAAUGGAAAUCAUCAAGAAGAAUAUUGGAUUUAAGUGGGGAGAGACACAAGAGAAAGCCUUCAACGCAUUAAAAGAAAAGCUAAGUGCUGUUCUUAUGCAAGAAAAGAGGCCAAUUGCCUACUUCAGUGAGAAGCUCAAUGGUGCAGCGUUGAACUACUCAACAUAUGACAAGGAGCUCUAUGCAUUGGUGCAAGCUUUGGAGACAUGGCAACAUUACUUGUGGUCCAAGGAGUUCAUUAUUCACAUGAACCAUUAG
Messenger RNA from Zingiber officinale, 1944 nucleotides. RefSeq lists its product as uncharacterized. The transcript is spliced from 5 exons. Bases 1 to 1944 code for a protein of 647 amino acids. The record is from RefSeq and is a predicted model, not a curated record. Lineage: Eukaryota; Viridiplantae; Streptophyta; Magnoliopsida; Zingiberales; Zingiberaceae.